Molecule: messenger RNA, 843 nt
Organism: Pollicipes pollicipes
Lineage: Eukaryota; Metazoa; Arthropoda; Thecostraca; Pollicipedomorpha; Pollicipedidae
Product: mitochondrial amidoxime-reducing component 1
Exons: 2
Coding region: 1-843 (280 amino acids)
Molecular function (GO): molybdenum ion binding; pyridoxal phosphate binding; catalytic activity
Source: RefSeq, a predicted model, not a curated record
AUGGAGUCGGGCGCCGGCCAGCGCUGCCAGCGGGUCCGUUUGACGCAUCUGGGCGUGCGGCGCGGCGCCGUCCUCGACCGCUGCCUGGCCGUCGUCUGCCAGGGCAAGGCGCUGUUCGCCAGCACACGCCGCCGCCUGGUGCUCGUCGCCGCCGACGUGGACGGGGACGGCGUCACACUGACGGCACCCGGGAUGCCGCCGCUGACCGUGCCGCUGCCGCAGGACGGCGACGACGUCAGCACGAUGACGGUCGACUUCAACGGCCAUCCAGACUCCGGCGUCGACCUGGGGCCGGCCGUGGCCAAGUGGCUGGCCGAGUUCUUCAACGACGGCAAGGAGUACGCGAUGAUGUACUUCCUGUCAGAUGUGGUGACGCCGCGCAGAACUGUGAACCUCCCAAGGCCGUACGUGCAUCUCGCCUCACCUGAGGACAUCAUGUCUUACAACUUCGUGUCGGCGGCGUCGAUCAUCUGCUCGUCAUCACUGGACGAGCUCAACUCGCGCUUGAAGACGCCAGUUUCUCUCGAGAACUUCCGUCACAACUUCAUCGUGGAAGGCGCCCCUGCCUUUGACGACGACAAUUGGAGCUUCAUCAAGAUUGGUGACGCGGUGAUGCGCAGGAUCAAACCCGUUCACCGGUGCGGCAUCACCUGCGUCGACCCCAAGACCGGCGAGCGCAGCGAACAGAUGGAACCGCUGAAGACCCUGAAGACGUUCCGGCUGGCUAAGACGGAGGAGGAGAAGAAGCUGUACAAAGAAGCUCCGCUGUUUGGAAGUGCGCUGGGUGUGGACGUGGAGGGCGAGAUGGCUGUGGGAGAUACGGUAUACGUGCUCCGGAAAUGA